Messenger RNA from Osmia bicornis bicornis, 519 nucleotides. RefSeq lists its product as uncharacterized. The record is from RefSeq and is a predicted model, not a curated record. The transcript is spliced from 2 exons. NCBI's taxonomy places the organism in Eukaryota, Metazoa, Arthropoda, Insecta, Hymenoptera, Megachilidae. Bases 1 to 420 code for a protein of 139 amino acids.
AUGUCGUCGGAAGAUUUUGAAUUUUUAAUAAAUGGUAUCGGCCCCAAAAUUCAAAAAAAAGAUACCAGAUUUCGAAAAGUUGUGACGGUGAAAGAACGUUUAGCGAUAACGCUACGUUUUAUAGCAAUGGGAGAUUCAUAUACAAGUCUUCAGUAUUUGUUUAAAGUGUCCAAGCAAUUAAUAUCAACAAUUGUUCCGGAAGUAUGCCAAGCGCUUGUUGAAAUUUUAAAAGAACAUAUAAAGAUGCCAUCAACGCCAAAUGAUUGGCUGGCAAUUUCACAAAAAUUUGAGGAGUUAUGCAAUUUCCCACAUUACAUAGGAGCAAUGGAUGGAAAACAUGUGGUACUGCAAGCACCUGCCCACAGUGGGAGCGAUUUUUACAAUUAUAAUCGUAAUUCAGCAUUGUUUUAUUUGCCUUAGUCGAUGCUGAUUAUAAUUUCCUAUAUGUCGAUGUAGGGUGUCAAGGUCGAAUUUCGGACGGCGGAGUUUUAAAAAAUUUCGAAUUGUCAAACAAAAUUC